Molecule: messenger RNA, 4155 nt
Organism: Zea mays
Lineage: Eukaryota; Viridiplantae; Streptophyta; Magnoliopsida; Poales; Poaceae
Exons: 10
Coding region: 185-3973 (1262 amino acids)
Biological process (GO): transmembrane transport; ERAD pathway
Cellular component (GO): membrane
Molecular function (GO): protein binding
Source: RefSeq, a predicted model, not a curated record
AUCCCCGAUCUGAUCUAACGGUCCUCCAGCGUGCAGUCUUGGGGAGAUCGUAGCCGACCCGCCGUCUCCCUAGUAAGUAGUCACAGACUCACAGCUCACAAAACUCACGAACCGCACGCCACCCGGAAGGCCGGAACAUCGGAUCCACGCUCCCCUUUCGCCGCCAGGUUCCUCCUCCUCCUAGAUGGCGCCGCUGCCGCUGCCGCUGCCGCCACCGUCAGAGAAGAGGCCCCCUCGCUCGCUCUUUGAACUCCCCUCUGACUUCUUCGAUUCAUCCGUUCUUCUCCGGGCUCACCCCUCCACGGCCCCCUCCGCGGUGGAACCGUCCGAACCCUCCCGGCCGCCGCCGACUCAGCAGCAGCACCAACAACUUUCAGAGGCUGCGGGGUCCAGGUGGACGUGCAACACAUGUGCCUCCGAGUUCGAGUCGCUACAGGAGCAGCGCGAGCACUUUAAGUCUGACCUGCACCGCCUCAACGUUAAGUUGAGCAUGGCUGGUAAAACUAUUAUAAAGGAAGAGGACCUAGAUAAAGCAGAUUCUGAUUCUCUGUUUGAUGAUUUGGAGAUAUCUAGUGUCUCUGGUUCAGAGGACGAACAAGAAAAUGGACCUGCAUCAGAACGUGUACUCUCGGUUAAAGGCAAGGAAGAAUUCAGGAAGAAACUUUACUUUCGUUGUGCAUCGGGUGAAAUGAUUUCUAUCUAUAGAUGCAUGCUGUUGAAAGAACAUGAAGAACCAUUAAUUGAUUGUAAGUCUGGUCAGAUGGAGAAUGCAUCUUGUGUACAGGAGGAGGAGAUGAUAAAUAGGGUGAAGUGUUUGGCUUGUGAACCCCGUGACACGUCACAUUUGAGAAUUGUUCUACUAACAAGCGGUGGGCAUUUUGCUGGAUGUGUGUUUGAUGGAAAUUCUAUCAUAGCUCAUAAAACAUUUCAUAGGUAUGUCGUAAGAGCAAAGGCUGGUAAAAGGCAAUCUGGAAAAGAUGCUACUGGAAAAGUUGCACACUCAGCAGGUUCUUCUCUACGGCGCUAUAAUGAAGCAGCACUGAAAAAGGAAGUUCAAGAAUUAAUUGUUUCAUGGAAGUCAUACUUUGAGACAUGUGUUUGUGCCUUCAUUUAUGCUCCAUCUAGGAACCGCCAGAUGCUCUUCGACGGGGAGAAGACUCAGUCAGUAAUUCAGUCUUGUGAUGUUCGUCCAGUUCCAUUGACUGUUCAUCGCCCCACCAUGAAGGAAGCGAAACGGGUAUAUUGUAACCUAACACAACUCUACUAUGAGAUGGAAUGUUCAACCACAGAUGAAACACUACCUGAUGCUGGAAGUGUGAAAAAUGUUGAACAAGGUCAAGGAAAAAAGAAUGAAGUGACUGCAGACCCUGGGGAAUCUAUUUCUGACUUGUCUGCCCGUUUGGAAUUGUUGAAUAAGAAUGAAGCAGCAACCAUACCAUCAUCAAAGAACGAAACAACACCUCUUCAUGAGGCAGCAAAGUGUGGCAAUGCUCAGCUGACCCUGGAGUUACUUGAGCAGGGUUUGGAUCCUUGCGUAAAAGAUGCAAGAGGAAAGACAUCUUAUUCGCUGGCUUCAGAUAAGGAAGUUAGGAAUACAUUCAGAAGAUUUAUGGCGCUCAAUCUUGACAAAUGGGACUGGCAUGCUGCAGAUGUGCCUAGUGCACUAACAAAAGAAAUGGAAGAAUCACAAGCUGCAAAACAAGCAGACAAGGACGCCAAAAGGAAAGCACGUGCAAAGGAAUUGAAGAAAUUAAAAAAAGAAAGAGAAAAGGAAGAAAAGGAGAAGGAGAAGGAGAAGGCUAAGGCUCAAGCAUCACAAUCACAAUCUGAUGUUAAAGGCACUUCGAGCGGCCAAAUGGCCAACAGAACUGCAACUGCGCCAGGCCUUGUACCAAAGCAUCAGACGCCACAGCAAAUACUUAUAGCAAAGGAGGAGGAACGACAGAGAAAACAAGCUGAAGAAAGAGAGAAGAGAGCAGCUGCAGCAGAGAGAAGACUUGCGGCUCUCGCUGUCCAAUCUGCCGGAACGAGCGCAUCAGGUGCAGCAGCAACAAACUGCUCCGCGAAGAGGGCGGCACCAGAUGACAAUUCGUGUUCGUGCUGUUUCGGUUCCUUGGUCGGCAAGGUGCCAUUCCACCGAUACAACUACAAAUACUGCAGCACUACAUGUAUGCAUCUUCAUUCAGAAAUGCUGCAGGAUCUCGACCGGCACUUCUGCUCGCGCCUCGAUCAUCACUUGGCUGCAGAAAUGGCAGCCGAUCCUUCGUCCUCUUCCACGGGGCAACAAACGGCGGACAUCCGCGCGGCCCCGCCCGAGGACUCGAGGCAGAUGGCAAUGAGCGGGCCGCUCAAUGUCCGGGGCGACCGGAGGCCGCCGCCGAUGCAGAGGGCCUUCAGCCGGCAGGUCUCGCUCGGCAGCGGCGUGACGGUGCUGGGCAUGGACAGAGCGGGGAGGAGCGGUGGCGCAAGGGGCCAACGGACCCUCCCCCGCAGUGGUAGGAGCCUCGGGGUGCUCAACCACAGCGGCGGCUUGGUCCAGGCCGCCGGCGACGGCGCCGCGCGCAGGGUUGGCGACUUCAGCAUGUUCCGGACCAAGUCGACGCUGAGCAAGCAGAACUCGAUGCUGCCGACGAGGAUCAGGGAGUCCGACCUCGAACUGCCCACGCACGUCGAAGACCCGCAGUCCGCCAGCAGCAGGCCGGCGGAGGACCCGCUCAACAAGAGCGUCCCCGCCGGCCGCUACUUCGCGGCGCUCCGUGGCCCUGAGCUCGACGAAGUCCGCGAUACUGAGGACAUCCUGUUGCCCAAGGACGAGGUGUGGCCGUUCCUGCUGCGGUUCCCGAUCGGCUGCUUCGGUGUGUGCCUGGGCCUCGGCAGCCAGGCCAUCCUGUGGGGCGCGCUGGCGGCGAGCCCGGCGAUGCGCUUCCUCCACGUCACGCCCAUGAUCAACGUCGCGCUGUGGCUGCUGGCGGUCGCCGUGCUCGUCGCGACGUCCGUCACCUACGCGCUCAAGUGCAUCUUCUACUUCGAGGCCAUCCGACGCGAGUACUUCCACCCGGUCCGCGUCAAUUUCUUCUUCGCGCCGUGGAUCGCGGCCAUGUUCGUGACCAUCGGCCUACCCCGCUCCUACGCGCCCGAGCGGCCGCACCCGGCCGUGUGGUGCGCCUUCGUCCUGCCGCUCUUCGCGCUCGAGCUCAAGAUAUACGGGCAGUGGCUGUCCGGCGGCAAGCGGCGGCUGUGCAAGGUGGCCAACCCGUCGUCCCACCUCUCGGUGGUGGGCAACUUCGUCGGGGCCAUACUGGCGGCGAGGGUCGGGUGGACGGAGGCCGGCAAGCUCCUGUGGGCCAUCGGGGUCGCGCACUACAUCGUCGUGUUCGUCACGCUGUACCAGCGGCUGCCCACCAACGAGGCGCUGCCCAAGGAGCUGCACCCGGUGUACUCCAUGUUCAUCGCCACGCCGUCGGCCGCCAGCCUCGCCUGGGCCGCGAUCUACGGCAGCUUCGACGCCGUGGCGCGCACCUUCUUCUUCAUGGCCAUCUUCUUGUACCUGUCCCUCGUCGUGCGCAUCAACUUCUUCCGGGGGUUCCGGUUCUCCCUCGCGUGGUGGUCGUACACGUUCCCCAUGACCACGGCGUCGCUGGCCACCGUCAAGUAUGCCGAGGCUGUGCCGUGCUUCGCGAGCAGGGCCCUCGCGCUGAGCCUCUCCCUCAUGUCGUCGACCAUGGUGUCGAUGCUGCUCGUGUCGACGCUCCUGCACGCGCUCGUCUGGCGAUCGCUCUUUCCCAACGACCUGGCCAUCGCCAUCACCAAGGACCGGCAAAACGGCGCGGUGAAGCCGAAUGACAGGGGGAAGAGGGCCAGCAAGAGAGUGCACGACAUCAAGCGAUGGGCCAAGCAGGCGCCCCUCUCCCUCGUGUCCUCAAUCACCAAGAGCCACUCGGCGGACAAGGAGGAAGAAGAGAGAACUGAAUAAGAAUGGCUCAUAUAGAUGGAUUAGGAUAUAUUAUUAUUAUUAUAUACAUUAGCCAGAAGAAAUGUAUUUUUCCCAUAAGUAUAGGAAGAACAUAAUAAUAAUAAGUGAUGCUAUACAUCUCUUACUUUAUUCCCUAAUGAUAUAGGGCAGUUCCGCAUAUGAAAUGGCCACCUAGAUCUACA